Messenger RNA from Manis pentadactyla (Chinese pangolin), 6208 nucleotides. It is a transcript of the gene PHLDB2, whose product is annotated as pleckstrin homology like domain family B member 2. The coding region runs from base 490 to 4485 and encodes 1331 amino acids. Gene Ontology annotation, cellular component: basal cortex. The transcript is spliced from 21 exons. The record is from RefSeq and is a predicted model, not a curated record. Gene Ontology annotation, biological process: regulation of microtubule cytoskeleton organization. NCBI's taxonomy places the organism in Eukaryota, Metazoa, Chordata, Mammalia, Pholidota, Manidae.
UCUGACGCAUCAGGUACCUGCCUGCGGGCGAACGGUGGGGAGGAGGUGCGGUCAGCCGGAGUUUCCCACUUGAAACUUCACGUCGGGUGAGGAAAUCAUCACCCGAGGACGUGUAGCCUCCCGCCCUUCUUCCAGUUCAUAAAAGAGCCUGCCACAAAAGUCUCUACUGAGCGGCAGUAAACACUGCUUUGAGUUGCGGGCGCCCCGGGAAGGGGCUAACAGCCAGCCACCUCCCUCUCUCCUGUCCCCAGCAGCAGUAAAAGCCCGAACUGCACACUGCCCGGGAGCUGGGUGGGCCACCGACCUCACUGCUCCGAGCCCCGCGGAGCCCGAGUCACGCGCGGGGCCGGGGAUACGGGACCCGGCCGCGCGGAGCCCACCACCGCGGAGCGAGGGGGACCACGCGGCGUGGCGUGGAGCACGGAGGGCGCCGUCCCUCCGCGAUCGCGGGGACCCUGCAGCGCCGUCGCGCCAGAUUCCAACAAGACUAUGGCAGAGCACAGCCACAUGGAAAGGCAGCUGGAUUUACAAAAUGGUAGCUUAGAGGCAGACUUUGUGGCCACUACCCUUGAGAACGGUUCCCAAAGCAUGAUGGAGAGCCUGAGCACAAAGAAAUAUUCUUCCAGUCUGAGAUUUAAAGCCAACGGAGACUAUUCUGGCUCCUAUUUAACCCUCUCACAGCCAGUGCCUGCUAAGAGAAGCCCUUCUCCUCUGGGAACCGGUGUCAGAAGUAGCCCCUCCUUGGUCAAAAUCCAGGGAAGCAAGCAGUUUUUUUGUGAUGGAAGUGACAGAAAUAUUUCCACGAAACCCCCUACUCCUUUGCUCAGCAAUCUCAGUGGAUAUCCACUUGGAAGAGUGGACUUAGACCACUCUACUGGCCGGGACAGUGAAAGGUCCUUGAGGCUCUCAGAGAAGCCUCCCUAUUCCAAAUAUAGCUCAAGGAAUAAAUCCCAUGACAAUGUCUACUUUCUGGGAGGGUUGGAAGGCCGAAAGGCCUCUGGCUCGCUGCUGGCCAUGUGGAAUGGAAGUUCCCCGAGCGAUGCUGGCCCCUCACCCAUCAGCAGAUCGGGGGCGGCCAGCAUGCCUUCAAGCCCAAAGCAAGCCAGGAAAAUGAGCAUCCCGGACAACCUGACACUUCAGCCCAAGGUGAGCAGGCACAAGGAGCUGGCGUCUGAAAACAGCAGUUUUAGAACUAGGAAGUAUUCAGGCAGUAGCCUGAGCCACAUGGGAGCCCAUAGCCGGUCUCUCCCCAGGUUGCACAGAGCCACAGAGAACCAGCUGACACCUCUCAGUUUGCCUCCAAGGAACUCCCUGGGCAAUUCCAAACGAACCAAACUGGGGGAAAAAGAUCUACCUCACAGCGUGAUAGACAAUGACAAUUACCUGAAUUUUUCUUCUUUGAGCUCAGGGGCUUUACCCUACAAAACCUCUCUGUCUGAGGGCAGUCCUUAUGUGAGUUCCACCCUCAGCGUCCCUGCCAGUCCUCGAGUGGCUCGGAAGAUGCUUCUGGCAUCCACUUCUUCCUGUGCCUCUGAUGACCUGGAGAGGGCUUCCCACUCAGGGACCAGCCCGGGUCCUCCGUUUCCUCCUGGAGAGCCGGACAGAGGGUUUGUGUCCAGGAGGAACUUCUCCUGUGGAUCUGUGGAGUUUGAUGAUUCAGAUUUGGACAGCCUCAGACAGGCCUCAGGAACCCCCCAGCCUGUCCUUCGGGAACGGAAGAGCAGCAUUAGCUCCAUUUCAGGACGCGACGACCUGAUGGAUUAUCAUCGGCGGCAGAGGGAGGAGAGACUCAGGGAGCAGGAGAUGGAGCGCUUGGAAAGACAGCGGCUGGAGACCAUCCUCAGUCUCUGUGCCGAAUACACAAAGCCUGACAGCCGCUUGUCCCCUGGCACCACCGUGGCAGAUGUACAGAAAAUCAAUAAGGAGCUGGAGAAGCUGCAGCUCUCUGAUGAGGACUCGGUGUUUGAAGAAGCCCUGGUGAGCCCCGACACCAGACACAGGUGCCACCGGAAAGGCUCCAUCCACGAUGCGGACUGCGCGGCCUUCGGGAGCCCCAGUCAGAGCAGCGCCGGCUUCCUUUCCCCUAGGAGUUUCAGGAACGAUGAACUGCUCAGGGACCUCAGCAGGACCCCACCACCACCAUCCUCUGCCUUCCUGAAAGCCUCCAGCGAGUCGACUUAUCUAAGUAUCCUACCAAAGACCCCAGAGGGUGUAAGUGAAGAACAAAGGAUUCAAGAAUUGGCUGCAAUGGAAGAGACCCGGAUAGCAAUUCUAAACAACCUUGAGGAACUUGAACAAAAAAUCAAAGAUAUAAAUGACCAGAUGGAUGAAUCUUCCCAAGAGUUGGAUAUGGAAUGUGCUCUUCUGGACGGAGAACAGAAAUCUGAGACAACUGAACUUAUGAAGGAGAAGGAGAUUUUGGAUCAUCUAAACCGGAAAAUAACAGAACUGGAAAAGAACAUUGUUGGUGAAAAGACCAAGGAGAAGGUAAAGCUUGAUGCUGAAAGGGAAAAACUAGAGAGGCUCCAGGAGCUAUACUGCGAGCAGAAGACCCAGCUGGACAAUUGUCCUGAGUCCAUGAGGGAACAGUUACAGGAACAGCUGAAGAGGGAUGCUGACCUAUUGGAUGUUGAGAGCAAACACUUUGAAGACCUGGAAUUCCAGCAGCUAGAGCGUGAGAGCCGUCUGGAUGAGGAAAAGGAGAACCUGACCCAGCAGCUCCUGCGUGAAGUGGCUGAAUAUCAGCGGAACAUUGUCACUAGAAAGGAAAAAAUUUCUGCAUUGAAAAAGCAAGCCAAUCACAUUGUCCAGCAAGCUCAGAGAGAACAAGAUCACUUUGUGAAAGAAAAGAAUAAUUUAAUAAUGAUGCUGCAAAGAGAAAAGGAAAAUCUUUGUAAUUUGGAAAAGAAAUACUCCAGCCUCUCUGGGGGGAAAGGGUUUCCUGUCAACCCCAAUACUCUAAAAGAGGACUAUAUCAGUGUAAAUGAAAUUAAUGAGCCAUGUGGCAAUUCCACGAAUCUAUCCCCUUCCACUCAGUUCCCUGCUGAUGCUGACGCUGUUGCCACUGGGCCGACCACAGCUGUGCUGGUGAGCCAGCCACAAAAUAAAGAGCAAAGAUCAUCUGUCUGUUCUGGAUUUAUGUUUCCUUCCACCCUCUCUCCUCAUCCUGUCACUCAAACUCCAUCAGCCUCUUGGCCUGAAGUCAUGGCAGCAUCUGUCGAUCCUUUCCCCUUAAAUGAUACACCUCCUCCUCUACCAGCCAAGAAACACAGAAGGCAGCAGCCGGAGGAGCAACAGCACUUUAGAAGUCUGGAAGAAAGGAAAAAACAGCAUAAAGAAGGCCUCUAUCUGAGUGACACUUUGCCUCGAAAGAAAACCACACCUUCCAUAUCCCCACAUUUCAGCAGUGCUACUAUGGGGAGAAGCACCGCCCCAAAGGCUCACCUGCCGCUGGGACAGAGCAACAGCUGUGGCAGCGUGCUCCCUCACUCCCUAGCAGCCAUGGGCAAAGACUCAGAAUCUCGGAGGAUACUCAGAGGAAGAAUGAAUUUCUCAGCAGGAGCAGUUAAUAAUUUCAAAAGAUCAAGUAUCAAAGGAUAUAAUCACCAACAGAUGAGUGAAGCACAAAGGCAGAAAUCUGAAUUUUACAACCGCACAGCCUCUGAAUCAAAUGUCUACUUGAACAGUUUCCAUUACCCAGAUCACAGCUACAAGGACCAGGCCUUUGAUACCUUAAGCCUAGACAGCUCUGAUAGCAUGGAGACCAGCAUAUCUGCUUGCUCACCUGACAAUAUCUCCAGUGCCAGCACUUCAAAUAUUGCCAGAAUAGAGGAAAUGGAGAGACUUUUGAAGCAGGCUCAUGCAGAGAAGACACGGCUGCUUGAAUCCAGGGAAAGGGAAAUGGAAGCCAAGAAACGGGCUCUGGAAGAAGAAAAACGACGCAGAGAACUCCUGGAAAAACGAUUGCAGGAAGAAACUAGCCAGAGGCAGAAGUUGAUUGAAAAGGAAGUAAAAAUAAGAGAGAAACAAAGGGCACAGGCCCGACCUUUGACACGCUAUCUGCCUGUCCGGAAGGAAGACUUUGAUUUACGGAGCCAUGUAGAGACUGCUGGCCACAGUAUUGAUACUUGUUAUCAUGUAUCAAUCACAGAGAAGACCUGCCGAGGAUUCCUCAUAAAAAUGGGAGGAAAAAUUAAAACUUGGAAAAAACGUUGGUUUGUUUUUGAUCGAAACAAGCGCACAUUCUCUUAUUAUGCAGACAAGCAUGAAGCUAAAUUAAAAGGAGUAAUAUACUUUCAAGCCAUUGAAGAAGUAUAUUAUGAUCACCUCAAGAAUGCUAAUAAGAGUCCUAAUCCAUUACUCACCUUUAGUGUCAAGACACAUGACAGAAUCUACUAUAUGGUGGCCCCAUCUCCAGAAGCCAUGCGGAUCUGGAUGGAUGUUAUAGUUACUGGAGCAGAAGGUUACACCCACUUCUUGUUGUAGUGAAGUGGCAUGAUGGUCCACUUCAGGGCAGACUGCAAUAAUCUCUUACAAAAGUGAAGCCAUAUGCAAUUCCAGAUGGCAAGACCCGAUGGACCUAUCCCUUUAACUGUGUAUGCUCAGAACUCCUUUCACACUAGCAGAAAGUCAUUUGCAGAAGAGAAAGAAGGGGUUUUAUUCAAAGCUUGAUCAUACAGCAAAAGAGCUGAAGCACCUAUGAGAAAGAAAACACUAUUUUGGUAAAGAGCAUCACUAAAAUAACAUUUCUUAUAAACUAUUUUUUGUAUCAGUUGAUUUUGGUGAAAUAAACAGUUUACAGUGUGUCCCUAUGUACUUGGAAAUAUGGAAUUGUUUGAGCACCCGAAUCAUUGGCAUUGACAUUAUUGGCAGUCAACUGACUUUUUUAAAAAGGAACAUUUUACUGAAGGUUAUUUUAUAAAUAUAAACAAAUAAAGGCUUGGGAGAAAUAUAUUUUAGAAGGAGUUUUGCCCGAACUUUUAAGUACCGCAUCAAAACCAAAGACUUGACUCCUGUUUAAUAGUAGUAGUUACAAGUGAUGAACUGCAUUUAGUGUUACUGUGCAUUUUAAAAUAAGUACUUAGAUGCCAUCAGGUGCCCAAGUUGACUUUCAAAAGUCAACACCAGCAUAAGCUACUAUAUAUAUAUAUAUAAUACACUAACAUAUAGUGUAUAUAUAUAUUUAGCAAACCACUUUUUUGUACAAGAACCGCUUAGAUAGAAGCGGUCUGAGAAAUUCUGCCACAUUUGGCAGUUCAAAAUAAAGAGAAUAAGUAGUAGUGUCAGGAGCUUGUUUUGCUGAAGAUUCCUCCAUUCCCAGUGCUGAGAAUAAAGGCAACCAGUAGCCAAUUUCCUUCAGAUUGUCUGAUUUAUCUUUGUUGUAAAGCAUCCCUGUUAAUUGCAGCCUCACCUGACAUAACUGUGAAAUCAGAGCUGUUGUCACCAAAGAACAAACCAGUUAACAUACUCAUUUACAAAAGUGGUAUAGUUCUAUUAAAAGGCAAAUGAAGUUCAACUUAAUGUCUCUGUAAUGUACUAUUUUAUGAUAUAUUUCUUUUACAAUUAACCUGUGCUUUUAGAGUUAAAUUAAUUUUUGUUGAAUGAAAUUACUUCCGGAAAGUCUCUUUUAUAACAGUUUUUCAAAUGUCCUUUAUCCUGGCUUGUCAUGUUAUGUGUUUGCAAGUAUGAAUGUACUCAUUCCUAAAACUUGGCAAAUGAAUAGAAAUAGAAAAUUAUGUUAUUUACUAGUAGAAGGUUAAAUGAGUAGGAGUGUGUAUAAAAUCAUUGUCAGGCCGGACUGGGUACAAUGUUUUACAAAUUUGCAGUGUGGUAUGUAUACAUGUAUACAUGUUGGCAAUAAUAAGAUUUUGCAACUGGAUGACACAUGAUUUUACUUGAACAGUGAAGGACAAAAUCACAAUUGCAGAAGACAUUUUUAUAAUCUCUUUUUUCAGAGACCCCUACACACUGUAAUGAUCUAAGAGUGUGAAAUACAAUUGCCAAAAUUUUGUUGGUUAAUGUAAAGAUGUAACUUUUCUGAACUGUACUUUACUUUCUUCACUGGAUUGUAAAGAUAUUCUAAUCAACUUUAUACCUUGCAUGAUGUAGUAAACCUUUUAAAUAUGUGUGUUAAAAUAUGUUGAGUUUGGAUUAAAAUGUUGACCAGAUUUCACAUUUGAAAAUAAACUCAUCUCUCUUAAGGAAAUUA